This is a messenger RNA of Patella vulgata (common limpet), 3054 nucleotides long. Its product is annotated as myosin-11. The coding region runs from base 24 to 2879 and encodes 951 amino acids. Lineage: Eukaryota; Metazoa; Mollusca; Gastropoda; Patellidae. The transcript is spliced from 16 exons. The record is from RefSeq and is a predicted model, not a curated record.
CAGAACAGAGACAUGAAGAGGAAAUGGAGGAUUUAAAGUGUAAAUUACAAUUAACGUUAGAGGAACUCAGUAAAUCAAAAUCUGUUAUCGAUCAGACGCUGGGUGAAAACAAGGAUCUUGUCAAUAAACUGACGUUAUCGGGUCAGCUGGACCACGAUUACACUCUUCUUAAACAAGAUUUAAAAAAUACACUUGACGAUAAAUCAAAAUUAGAAAAGACGGUAAAAAAUUUAGAACAAAAACUCUUUGAGCAAAUGCAACAAGCAGACGACGAAUUCGAGGAGGAGCGAGCACAGCGAAUAGAUCUAGAGAAGAAACUUUGUGAGUACAGCGACUUAGAAACGGAAAUUUUCACGGUGCGAGAAGAAUUAGAGAACGAGAAAAGAGAAAAGUUGGAGUUGAAACAAAGUUUACAGGAAUACGAAGAUUUACUCGAAGAUCAGAAGACGGAACAUGAAAACGUACAGCUAGAUUUAGAGGCCAAAGUGAAAUGUUUAGAGAAGAGAAGUCAAGAAUUACAAGAUGAUUUAUUCAGUGUUCAAGAUGAAUUACAAAUCGCCAUUGAUAAUACUGAAAAGGCCAAUAAAGAAUUAGAAGUUACAAAAGUAGAAUUAAGUGAAAGAUUAUCUAUACAACCUCAGUCAAUAAAAUCCGUCCAUAGUGCAAUACCUGUUAGAUGUAAUGGUAAUAUAAUAGAGAAUAACAAAUCAAACAAGGAUGUAGAGAGUUCUUCACCUACUAAAUUGAGUCCGUCCCUAGAAAACCAAAAGAUGCCGUCCCACAUGUUCAGUGAUAAAAUAGAAGCAGUGACAUUAGAAUUAACGACAUCGAAAAAACAUCUCGAAGAAACAUUAGAAGAUGUAGAAUUGUAUAAAACGAAACUUGAACAAUUAGAAUUGGAGUUGGAUUCCUCGCACGAAAAGUUAGUUCAGUCCCAGACGGCCGUGGAACAAUUACAAAAUCAGAACGAACAAUUACUGAUUCAAAAAGAACAAUUGCAGAGUCAGAAAGGACAGUUGCAGGAAUUGAUAAACAUGGGUAAGGAUGAAACGGACAUGGUGUCGCCAGAAAAGCCAGUCGAGAACGAUUUACCCGUGCAAAAUUUACAAAUGGCUCAGAGUUUACUCUUGGCUGAAAAACAAGUCAUGGAAAUGCAGACGACGUUAGAGGUGACCAAAAGUGAGUUAUGUGAAACCAAAGAUAAACUAAAAGCUGUUGAAUUAGAAUAUUGUGCGUUAAAAACGUCAAUAGAUCAUAAACAGACGACGUCGCUGUACGACGUGGAAGAAAAACAGCAACAUUUAGAUCGUAUAAAAUUGCUGGAAGAAAUAUCCCGUCAACUUGAAUUAGAUAACAGAGAAAUGGCCAAGAAGUUAUCUGAGACAUUAUCUCAAACAGAAGAUAUUGAAACAAAACUUGAAAGAGAAAGACAACGAAAUUCAGAUAAUAACAAUUUGGGUACGAGACAUAGUCGUCAAUUGGAGGAGGAGUUAGAUACAGCAACGAAACAGAUUCGUACAUUGAGGGAAGAUUUACAUGAGGAACAAGCGAAAGUAUUUCGUCUGGAAGCGGAGAACGUGGGACAAAAGGCUAAAUAUGACAGUAUAGUCACCAGAUUGGAGACAGAGGUAGCGGAUAUGAAAGAAUUCCAUCGAAAAGAAAUGGAUAGUUUAACCAAUAAAUUGGAAGCUUCCAACACAGAAGCACAGGAACUACGAAGUCAAAUACGAGAUAAAGAACAGGAAUUAUUGAAUCAAGAGACUGAAACGGCCAGAAUGAAAUCAUCUUUAGAUAGAGUUGAAGCUCAAGUUGAAACAGAAAUUAAAUUACGGACCAACAUGGAGAAUAGAAAUAAACAGCAAGAACAAGAAAUGACCAAGGUUUGGGCUCAAGUCAGGACUAUGAUGGAAAAAUGUUCAAAACUAGAAAACACCAAACAUUGUUUAGAAGAGGAAUUAAGUCGGCUGAUGUCGUCUACGAGACAAGCAGAAACGAUAUUUAUACAGAAGUCAGCUAGUCAAGAAUCAAAUAUUACAUCGUUAGAGAUGAGAACGGAACAAGCCGAGAGAAAGAAUGAAAAGUUACAGAGAGAUUUAGAUGAUGCUUGUAAAAAUUUAAAAACAAUGGAAGAAAAAGUACAGAAUACAGAAUCAAGUCAUUUACAACUUGAAGAUCAACAAGAUUUUAUCGUAAAACUUAGAAAUCAGUUGGAAAGUGAAAGAUUACAAAGAACUUUGUCAGACCAGAAUGUAGCAGAAUUAAGACAUCAAGUGACAUUAUUAAAACAGCGCGAGAGUAAAUUGUCAGCUGAAAAUAGAGAAUUACAACAUACUAUAUUAGAUCUAGAAUCACGAAUAACGUAUUUACAAGAUGAAAAAGAAAAUGAUUAUGAUAUGAAACAUCAAAUGUCAGAAAGUGGUAAACAAAAUCUGAUGAGUCAAAUUGUAAAUCUGCGAGAGGAGGUAAAAAUUCUUCAGUACGAAUUACUCUCCGCUAACGAAAAGCAAGAAAUGCACGAAAAACGAUACGAAAACCGCAAGUUACGAACCAAAGAGAAAUUGCUGAAAGCCAGAGAGUAUUAUAGUACUGAAAGAUCAAGACUACGUGAUCAAAUGGAAGUAAUGGAUGAAGAGUUACGAUUGUCGCGUGCCACGUUACGUAAAGAAGCCGAAUGGAGGGACAAGAUGGAUGCCAAUUACAAACAUAUUUUACAAGAGAAACGAGAAUUGAUAACAAAUGCUAUGGAUUAUUUACAGGUUGACGGAUCUGGAGGAGACGUUACGAGACCGAACCCGGACUCUAUCCAUGUCACAAGUCCGCAUGCAACAUAUCGAAGAAGAGAAUUCCCGUUUACAAGUACAUCUCGAAUCUCAGAAUAAUCAACGAAGUAGUGUCAAGAGAAAUAAUUCAACAAAGAAGACGGAUGACGGUACUGGUGAUGAUAAUGAACAAGGUGAACAUGAAAACAGUAUGGACUCUAAUGGUUGGGAUCCUGAUCACAUGGGAGAUGGAGCCAUUACGAUACUAAAUAAUAAAUCACCCCGAUUUAAAGGA